GUCCGACCGACAGAUUGCGAAAGCCUUUACAAACAACAACCAUCGACCUUGUUUAAAGUGUGAUAUAAUAAUUUAUCGUGAUAAAAACAUUGGGAAUUAGAGUUAGCAUCAAUAGGAUAAAUUAAACAUUUAAGUGGAGCAGAAUAUUCUCGAGGGUCAAAGUGAGGAAUCCUCCCUACCGGAAGUUCUGUGUGCCGUGAUUUAUCAUUGAGGGGGUUAACACACACGCAACAACGGACAACCCCACAGGACCGGGGGGUGCUUCUCGUGUCUCGGGAGGAAGGUCAGGGCUUAACUAAAUAACCUUGACUUUGUUUAAAAAAAAAAAAGAAAAUAACAAAAAUAUCAGACAGUUAAUAGUUCUAGUCGUACUUGUGUGUGCGAAAAAUAAAAACAAAGAAACUAAUUUGUGAGUCACAUACGAUUUACUCACCAACAAGACUAAAAAGUUCGAUGCCUUCCAGGGACGAUAAUCGCUCCCUAUCCACUGAGCAACGCUGGAUCCCUCCUUCAACUAUUAGACGCGAUGCUUUCAUCCCAGAAGACAGAAAUGAUUUCAUCUUCCGUAAGGUGCGGGGUAUUCUUAACAAGCUCACACCGGAAAAGUUCACAAAGCUGAGCAACGAUCUGCUCAAAAUCGAGCUUGAUUCUUAUGUAAUUCUGAAAGGUGUCAUUUUAUUGAUAUUUGAUAAAGCACUCGAUGAGCCCAAGUACAGUUCUAUGUAUGCACAGUUGUGCAAGCGGUUGUCAGAAGAAGCACCAAACUUUGAAACACAAAAAUCAACAGUUGAUAAUCCAAAAGCUCGUAACACAUUCACAGUAAUUUUGCUAAACAAGUGCAAGGCGGAAUUUGAAAAUCGUUCAAAAGCUAAUGAGGCAUUCGAUAACCAAGAUGAUCUGGGUCCAGAAGAAGAAGAGCGUCGUCAGAUUGCAAAACGCAAAAUGCUUGGAAAUAUUAAAUUCAUCGGAGAACUUGGCAAGCUUGAAAUUGUAUCAGAUGGUAUCUUACAUCGGUGUAUUAUGCAAUUAUUAUCAGAGAUUAGCAAGAGGGGAUCCCGGGGGGACGCGACUGAAGACAUUGAGUGCCUAUGUCAAAUUAUGCGAACAUGCGGCCGUAUCCUUGACUCGGAUAAAGGCCGACGCCUCAUGGAACAAUACUUUGAUCGUAUGAGCUCUCUGGCAGAGAGUAGUGUUCUUCCCCGACGUAUCCGUUUCAUGUUAUGCGACGUAAUUGAGUUACGACGCGAUGGAUGGGUACCACGUAAAGCUACAAGUACUGAAGGCCCAAUGCCGAUGAAUCAGAUCCGUAAUGAUCAUGACGACUCUUCGAGAACGAAUACAGGAUUUCAUAGGCGCGAAGAUCGUAUCGGCAGUGAUUUCUUAAGAAAAAUAGGCCGUCCUGGCAUUGACAUGGAUAUUGUGGGUAGUAUCCCACUAACUUCUCCAUCAUUUGGUAUGUCAUCGCCAUUCAGUCCAAAUGGAUUCCCAACUCCACCAGCUAACUACGGCCGUCACAACCAGCGUAAUCAAACGCCUACAUAUUUUCCUAAUCAAAACCGCCAUCAAAAUAAUUUUCCAGGUAAACAUAACCAACAACAACACAAUCUACCACAAAAUUAUAAUAAUAACGGAAACAAAGAGCAAUUACGUUUUAAUAAAAGUAAAAUGCUCAUUGGACACCCUGAAGAGGUAUCUUUAAGACCGUCAACUACAUCAAUGAUGUUUAAGCAAGCUACCAUCAAGCCUACAUUGCCACUUAAUUCAGAUCUUUUCUCUGGACGUACACCAGAAUCGCCAUUACUUCGUACAGCUACUAUUAAAACUCCUCCACUAUUGCCCAAGGAACCACCUCCAGCAAUAGUAAUUAAACAAGGACCUCUUGAUAAGAGAGAUAAAGCACGUGAUCGCAAAGACAAAGGACUGACUCGAGAAGAAAUUAUUAAAAAAGUUAAUGCCAUGAUGGAUGAUAUGUCUGUAGAAACUAAUAUUAAAGACGCAGUGACAACUUUCAAGGACCUAAAGGUGCCAGAACGUUUUCUACGUCAUGCUAUUUACACUAUUUAUUCGAACACGCUGGAACGUGGUGAUUCAGAACGUGAAUUUGCCGUUAAAUUUGUCGCUGAGCUGAAAAAAGAUAAUGUUAUAAACUCUCAACAAAUGAAUGAAGGAUGGAAGGAACUUGUUGCAAGUAUUCCUGAUAAAGAAAGCACUGUACCUUGUGUAGCAUCACACGUGGCGUCAAUUACAGCUAAAGCAAUCGUUAAUAAUCUGAUGCAACUCCAAGAUCUUGCAUCUGUUACUGAAAAUGGUCAGCAUCAUCCAUUGUUCCUUCUCACUCUGCAACAACUUCAUAAAUCUCAAGGUAAAGCUGUGCUUACUCAAAUAUUCAAUGAAAGCAAAGUCAAUCUUAUGAGCCAGCUACCCGAAGCAGAGAAAACUAAAGAAAGACUUGGCGAAAUUCUUGAAGACCGAGAAUUGACUUUCUUGUAUCCAUUAUUAAGAAUUCAAGGCGAUAUGAGUCGUCAAUUAGAAAGUGACCCAAGUCCUAAUGCUUUUUACAAAUGGAUUAAGGAUAAAUUGGAUCUUGCACAUCAUUCUGACCCUGGAUUUAUCAAUGCUCUUAUGACAGUUCUUUUACAAUACAUCACUCGGGAAACUACAUUAGCACCUGGUGUUGAUACAACUGUUGUGCCAGAUAAAAGCCUUCAAGAGAAAGAACGAGCAUUAUUAGAAAAGUAUACACGAGUUCUUGAUUCUUUCUUAGUUACCAUCGACGCACAGGUGACAGCAGUUCACUCUUUACAAGUGUUCUGUCUUUCACAUGAUUUCCCAAAAGGUAUGCUACUAAGAUGGUUUGUGGCUCUUUAUGAAUUGUCUAUUAUCGAUGAAGAGGCUUUUAUAAAGUGGAGAGAAGAUGUUACUGAUGCAUAUCCUGGCAAAGGAAAAGCACUGUUCCAAGUGAACAGCUGGUUAACUUGGCUUGAACAAGCUACUUCAGAGGAAGAAGAAGACGAAGGAGAUAAUUGAAUUACACGGGGUAUACUUGAUCGAUACUCUUCUCGAAUUAUCAUUUGAGACAGGAUUUCUCACAUCCACGUUCACGCUGAGCCUAAGGUUUCAGUUUUAUCGAUUAUGUUGACAUCUUGAAAAAUCAUGAAGAUGCAUUUUGUGAGUCUGUUCGACGGGGGUUUUAUAUAAAUGUGAUGAGGAAAGUACGAACAAGAUUGAUAAUGCAAUCAUAACUGAUCAGUGAAGAACAAAAUAAAAUGGUUGAUUUUUUUAAUGAAUUAAUUAAAACAAAAAAAAACAGUAGCAAAGGCAGAACGCAAUGAUUCGUGUGUGUAAUGUGUCUGUGCGUGCAUGUAUGCGCGUAUGCAUGUGUGCGUGAACGUGAGAUUGGUUUGAAGAGAAGAAAAAAAAUUAAAAAACACUAGAAGAAAAUAAAUCAACGUGCAUGCCAAACAAUGUGACCGAAAAUCCCCCUUAAUUAGAAAAAAAAACAGAAAGUCUUAAAUGUUUUAAAUAUUAAAUAAUAAAAAAACAAAAUAUGAUUUGUAACUAAAAUUAGGGCCCAGUUGAUUCAGGAUCGUAGCCCGUAUGAUGAAUUAAUAGAUAAAUAAUAAUAAUAAUAAUAACAAUAAAUAAUAAUAAUACUAAGAAUUAUUAUUAUUAUGAAUUGGUAUAGACGGAAAUGAAAAAUUUGAAAAAAUUAGUUGAGAUGAAUUUAUGUUUUAAUAAUUUUUUUGUCUAGUAUUUGUGCUUGUCACGUUUUUUUGUAAGUCUUUUUGUCCGCGAUUCCUCAUCUUAAAAUGAAAGGAUAUUCGCUUGUUAUGUGUGUAUCAUCUUUUACAAUUAAUUAGAAAAUUAUUAUUAAUAAUUAUUAUAUCCCAAUUACUACGAUAAAAUAUAAAUAUUUCUAAUUCGAAAAAAAAAAAUCCGUUAAAAAAGUUGAUUUACCAAUAAUUAAUGAUAAUAAUUACGAUAAUCUGGUUAGAAAAAACGAUCAAAAUAAAUAUAUACGUAAAAUGAAAAAAAAUUAGUUAACGAAAUACCGAAUAUCGUGAAGUCUUAUUGUUACCGUUAAAAAAUCUUAAUCGAUAAACUAUCAUUUUUGUCCACGCAACACCAACACUUGCUGCGCUAUAAUUAUUAAUUGAUAAAUCACAAAACAAUCAUCAUUAUAGUUAAUAACACUAAUUAUAAUAAUAAUUAACGGGAGAAAUUACAUUUAUUAAAAAUAACGUAAUCAAGACGAAUAUACCAUUUUGAAAUAUGGCAUCGAUAAUGCAAUCGUUAAAAAUUAAGUACAUCGGUAUAAAUAAAUAAUAAAACUGGUAUAAUUUAUUAAAAUUGUAACUUCUGAUUGCUCUCAAGCCGAUUGAAUCAUAUCCCUUUUUCAUUCUUCCUCGAUUUUUCUCAUAAUAUUUAUCUUCCUAGUUAAUAAACGAAAAAACAUUAAAAAAAAAAAUUGACAAUUUUGAAAAUCUUAACAUCUUCAGACCGGCUAAUUUAUAAGAAUUAGUGCAAUAUUUAAUCUUGCAAUUUUUUAAUUUAUUAACCCCAAUUUUUGUGCUACAUUUCCAUUUUUUCUUUACUUUUAUCAUGACAAAGUGCUCGAAUGUUUUGUAUAAAUUUCAUGGAAUGAAUGUUCAUCGUUUUUUUCCCUCAUAUACUAUAGACGUUUAAAAAGCUAUUAAAGUAAGAAACACAAUGGCCAAGUGAUCCACAAAAUAAUUAGUUGUAAUUUUAUAAUAUUGGUUAUUGACUAAACUGAUAAAUAAUCUGAUUAAUUGAUCAAUUCAACCAAUGAUGUAUAUAAUUGUUACUAUGCAACUAACAUCCGAUAAUAAUCGCCGGACUGGAGUGUUAAAUCAUAGGAAAAAAUUAUUAUGGAAAAAAA
Molecule: messenger RNA, 4900 nt
Organism: Chelonus insularis
Lineage: Eukaryota; Metazoa; Arthropoda; Insecta; Hymenoptera; Braconidae
Gene: NAT1
Product: N-acetyltransferase 1
Exons: 6
Coding region: 454-3027 (857 amino acids)
Cellular component (GO): eukaryotic translation initiation factor 4F complex
Molecular function (GO): protein binding; mRNA binding; translation initiation factor activity
Source: RefSeq, a predicted model, not a curated record